UUGGCAGCAUCGCGUCUGAUUGAUUUAUUAUCAGAGGAGCAAGUCGAGGGAUCAGAAUCUGUUGUUUUGCUGAAAGUGCGGCUUAGGCAGCAGCAGCGGGCCUCAGAGCAAAGUGCCAUGAUGGAGGGAGGCAUGCAACUGCUGAAUCGUGAUGGUCACAGCAUCUCCCACAACUCCAAGCGCCACUACCACGACUCCUUCGUGUCCAUGAACAGGAUGCGGCAGCGCGGCCUCCUUUGUGACAUCGUGCUGCAUGUGGCCAACAAAGAGAUCAAGGCCCACAAGGUGGUGCUGGCUUCCUGCAGUCCCUACUUCCACGCCAUGUUUACAAAUGAGAUGUCGGAGAGCCGUCAGACCCACGUGACGCUGCAUGACAUUGAUCCUCAGGCACUGGAGCAGCUGGUGCAGUAUGCUUACACUGCUGAGAUAGUAGUUGGCGAAGGAAACGUGCAGACCUUGCUCCCAGCAGCCAGCCUCUUGCAGCUGAACGGAGUGAGAGAUGCCUGUUGCAAGUUCCUGCUGAGUCAGCUGGACCCUUCUAACUGUCUGGGCAUUCGUGGCUUUGCCGACACACACUCGUGCAGUGAUCUGCUCAAGUCUGCCCACAAAUACGUCCUGCAGCACUUUGUAGAGGUGUCCAAGACUGAGGAGUUCAUGCUGCUGCCACUCAAACAGGUGCUGGAUUUAAUCUCUAGUGAUAAUUUGAACGUUCCAUCAGAGGAAGAAGUGUACAGAGCCGUGUUAAGCUGGGUUAAACAUGACAUUGACGGUCGAAGGCAGCAUGUACCCAGACUAAUGAAGUGUGUUCGUCUGCCGCUGCUGACACGGGACUUCCUGAUGAGUAACGUGGAUACAGAACUGCUGGUGCGGCACCACUCUGAGUGUAAGGACCUGCUGAUCGAGGCACUGAAGUACCACCUGAUGCCCGAGCAAAGGGGUGUGCUGAGUAACAGCCGCACUCGCCCCCGCCGAUGUGAGGGUGCCAGCCCAGUGUUGUUUGCUGUGGGUGGUGGUAGUCUCUUUGCCAUCCAUGGGGAUUGUGAGGCUUAUGAUACGAGGACAGACCGCUGGCACAUGGUAGCAUCUAUGUCUACUCGGCGGGCCCGAGUCGGAGUUGCUGCUAUUGGUAACAAGCUUUAUGCUGUGGGCGGGUAUGACGGCACGUCUGACUUGGCUACAGUUGAGUCGUACGACCCCGUAACCAACGGCUGGCAGCCAGAAGUGUCUAUGGGUACCAGGAGGAGCUGUCUGGGUGUGGCGGUGCUUCAUGGCCUGCUUUAUGCAGCUGGAGGCUAUGAUGGUGCAUCCUGUCUCAACAGUGCAGAGAGGUACGACCCACUAACUGGCACCUGGACCUCUAUUGCUGCCAUGAGCACCAGGAGAAGAUAUGUCAGAGUGGCCACGUUAGAUGGUAGUCUGUAUGCAGUUGGCGGCUAUGACAGCUCUUCACACCUAGCUACAGUGGAGAAAUACGAUCCACAGGGUAAUACCUGGACUGCCAUAGCCAACAUGCUGAGCAGGAGGAGCAGUGCUGGUGUAGCGGUACUGGAGGGCAUGCUCUAUGUUGCUGGAGGAAACGAUGGAACCAGCUGCCUGAACUCAGUGGAGCGGUACAACCCAAAAACUAACACGUGGGAGGGAGUGGCCCCCAUGAAUAUUCGCAGGAGCACCCACGACCUGGUGGCCAUGGAUGGCUGGCUGUAUGCCGUCGGUGGCAACGACGGUAGCUCCAGCCUCAACUCCAUAGAGAAGUACAACCCACGCAGCAACAAAUGGGUGGCGGCGUCAUGCAUGUUCACACGCCGCAGCAGCGUCGGAGUGGCCGUCCUGGAGCUGCUUAACUUCCCUCCGCCCUCCUCGCCCACGCUUUCAGUCUCCUCCACCAGUCUUUGACAAAGGGUGAAGACCCGGCUGAGUUCCAGCGGCCUGCCCUGCGUGGCCAAGAGACGUAACUGCUCAGUGUAAGCUCCAUGGAGCGAGAAGCACGCCAUGGACUGUAGCGCCCCCUUACUGCUGGAGCAGCAUUCUGCAGGUACACAGAGUUAAAAUAAAGAACGAGGUUGUUGAAAUAGGAAAAGAAACCCUACAUAUGUCUUUUCUCACCCCUGUCCUUUGUACACCCAGUGCUUGAAUGGGCAGAGUGCUGCCACGUUACAGUAACUUGUAUAUGAUGUAUAUUAUAAUGAUAUUGAGCAAUUAUAGUAUUGCAAUAAUAUAUAUUUAAGAAAAUGAAAAAUUCAUUUCACUUAGGAAUGUAGUCAAUCUGCCAUGCAUGUUUACUGCAAUUUUGUCUUGGCAGAACUAAAACCCAGUAGUGCUGCUGUGCCACACUAGGUGGCAGUAAUGUGCAAUGCUACCCCAUUUCACCACUGUGCACGGAUGCACAGAGAGCUGAGCAGAGACACUUUAUAAAGCAUUUGCUGGUCAUUAAUGGUUAUGACACGUUGA
Messenger RNA from Trichomycterus rosablanca, 2448 nucleotides. RefSeq names its product kelch-like family member 17 (gene klhl17). The transcript is spliced from 12 exons. The coding region runs from base 118 to 1893 and encodes 591 amino acids. The record is from RefSeq and is a predicted model, not a curated record. Lineage: Eukaryota; Metazoa; Chordata; Actinopteri; Siluriformes; Trichomycteridae. Gene Ontology annotation, molecular function: protein binding.